Etheostoma spectabile (orangethroat darter) is the source of this 2729-nucleotide messenger RNA. It is a transcript of the gene igsf21a, whose product is annotated as immunoglobin superfamily, member 21a. The transcript is spliced from 10 exons. The coding region runs from base 1 to 1503 and encodes 500 amino acids. The record is from RefSeq and is a predicted model, not a curated record. Gene Ontology annotation, cellular component: adherens junction. Lineage: Eukaryota; Metazoa; Chordata; Actinopteri; Perciformes; Percidae. Gene Ontology annotation, biological process: heterophilic cell-cell adhesion; homophilic cell-cell adhesion.
AUGGUGGGGAUUACACAGCCGAGACCCGGAGAGCAUGUAAACGCAAAUGGAGUUUGGGAUUUAUUGCAAAAUAAGGGAAAGAUGACCGUCUUCUCGUUGUGCUUGCUCCUGUGCGCAGAUCUACUGGAUUUAGCCGUCGGAUAUUUGACUGUUACCAUAGAGCCGUUGCCUCCCGUUGUUGUGGGCGAGACUGUUACCCUCAAGUGUAACUUCAAAACGGACGGAAGGCUUCGAGAGAUUGUUUGGUACCGGGUCACAGAUGGAGGGACCAUCAAGCAGAAAAUCUUCACCUACGACGCUAUGUUUAAUACAAAUUACUCUCACAUGGAGGACUACCGCAGGCGUGAAGACCUCGUGUACCAAUCAACCGUCCGGCUGCCGGAGGUACGGAUCUCAGACAACGGGCCUUACGAAUGCCAUGUGGGCAUCUACGACCGGGCAACAAGGGAGAAGGUUGUCCUGGCUUCAGGGAACGUUUUUCUCACUGUUAUGUCGCCUCCAAACAACAUAUCAGUGGUGGCAGAAAACACCCCAGCCCCAUUCAGUCGAUACCAAGCCCAAAACUUCACUCUCGUCUGCACUGCAAAAGGAGGGAAACCAGCCCCAUCGGUGUACUUCAAGCGUGAUGGCGAGCUGAUAGAGGUGAUCUCCUACACUCAAUCCUCCAGCGAGCAGGGUGGCGUCUCAGCGGGGGUAAGAGGAGCCAGGCCGCUCAUCAGCAGGGACUUGGAUGACACUAAACUGCAGCGUUCCCUCUCCCUUCUGGACCCCGAAGGGCGGGCGCCGCCGCCCCGUCCGUACACAGAGAGCACCCAGCGUGUCCACACUCAAGGCCAGCAGGCUAACGAACCAAGCCCUGCCACGGAGGUCAUCCCAGAGACAGUGGUGAGCCGGGAAUUCCCCCGCUGGGUGCACAGCACAGACCCUCUCUACUACUUCAGCCACACUCACAUCCCACAGAGUGACGGCUCUGUGGUGGUGCAGGCCCGACUCACCUGGACCCUCAACCCUCAGCUGGAUAACGAUGCCCUGUUCAGCUGCGAAGUCAAGCACCCAGCACUGUCCAUGCCCAUGCAGACAGAGAUCACUCUAGCUGCUCCUAAGGGUCCUAAACUCGCUAUGUCCCCCACUAGAGCAAAGGUAGGGGACACGGUGCGCAUCACUGUGCAAGGAUUCCAGGUAGGAUCACCUGGGAAUGAGGUGUUCCCCGAGCCCCUGUUCACCUGGACCCGAGUAGGGGGCCGCCUGUUAGAUGGCAGCACUGAGCGAGAUGGGAAGGAGCUGAUUCUGGAGAGAGUGCCAGCCGAGCUCAACGGCUCCAUGUAUCGCUGCACGGCCCAGAAUCCUUUGGGCUCCACGGAUACGCACACUCGCCUCAUAGUCUUUGAAAAUCCAAGCAUGAUGAAAAACACACAGAAUCAGAACAAUGGAGCCUCCCGCGUUGACGUGCUCGGACUAACGUGGAUGGCACUUGUCCUCACAGUGACAGUGGAACUGACGUGAAACCUCUCAUGCAACACACUCACACACAUACUUGCCCUUCUUAGACAAACUUCCACACACGCACACACACACACACACACACACACACACACACACACUCUCACACACAUUUUCCACAAACCCUGCAAGCCUUUUCCAGUCAUCAACAGGCCCUCCAUGCGUCAGUCGAUCAGGAAACAGUGCCAUCACAGGAUGGCGCUCCACUGUGUUUUGUAAUAAAAUAUUAACCAAGAUAAUGAUAUCAAAAGAACAACGUGAUGAACAUGAUAAUAACCACCUCCUAUAUAGCCCUGCCCAGUUACACCUUCUUCUUUUUUUGUUUCUUGUCCCACGUCUGCCUGUUGAUCAAUAAAACCAGUUGAUUUGAAAUGGAAACAGAAAAGAGGCAUUUGGAUUUUAUUUUGUUAAGUCAAAAUGUCAUUGGUGUUGACUGAAAGUUGAAAAGUGGAACUGGCUUAGGAUGCGCCACCAUAUGAACCAGUCCAAUCUGUUACAUGUCCUGGGAUGCACCUGAAAACACGCUGAUAAACCACAGAGGAACAAACACAGAUGCUUCAAGAGAACAUUCUUUUUUUAUUAAUAUACAAGUAUUGCUUUUUUUCCUGAUGGCUUGGAAUGUACAAGUGGAUUUAAACGCAUUGAGAAACUAGAAGAAAAACAAAUCUCCUUUUUGAGUGUAUUUUGUGUACAUCAGUGUAAAUAUUGACAAUAAUUAAAGAGGUUAUAUGGGUUAUGGCGAGGGAUGGUUGCUGAUAUAGUUGGAGCUUACACUUCUCCACCUUUGUUUGUACUUCAUUCAACACUGUUCUCAGUGAUAAUUCUUGGCUGAAAGGACAAAAGCAUUAACAGCCUUUUGGUUUCUCAUUUGGGCUUUUUAUAUCUCUAUGGCAGGUCUCCGAGGACAGAGUAAAAAAAAAAAAAGAAAAUCAACAUAUGUCUGCUGUUUUGGGGUUGUGGUGCAUGUGACAUUUGAAGAUUAUUUCUCCUUUUUGGUGUGUUGCAAUUGACGGCACUGCAACUCAUUGUCACUGGCCUGUAAUCCAGUUAUUCACUUGUGACAUAUUAUCUUGCAUUGUGUACAAUACGUAACUCUUACCCAGACAUCUACUAGUAGGAUCAUUUUAGCCGCCAUUCCAGGGAGGUGCUCACUUGAGGCAGCGUGUGUAAACAGGGUUGUUGCAUUUGUUUCCUUUCACCUGUAUUAAAAUGGAGAGAUAAUAACACUU